CACCUGCCAGCAGAACGAUCUGUCCGCCCUCAGCUCAGGGAAACAUGGCGUCGAUCACCGCCCGCGCCCCCGUCGUGGCCUUGCGCCCGUCGACCUCGGUUAACUCUGCCUUGUUCGGACACUCCAGCCGCGUUGGCCAGGCCUCGUCGUCUUUGUCGACGAAGCGUAGCCUCCGGGUGGAGGCCAAGGGCGAGUGGCUCCCCGGUGCAACCUCCCCGGCAUACCUCGACGGCAAGCUGCCCGGCGACAACGGGUUCGACCCGCUGGGCCUGGCGGAGGACCCGGAGAACCUGCGGUGGUUCGUGCAGGCGGAGCUGGUGAACGGGCGGUGGGCGAUGCUGGGCGUGGCCGGGAUGCUGGUGCCGGAGCUGCUGACCAAGAUCGGGCUCAUCAACGCGCCCGAGUGGUACGACGCCGGCAAGGGGGAGUACUUCGCCUCCUCCUCCACGCUCUUCGUCAUCGAGUUCAUCCUCUUCCACUACGUCGAGAUCCGCCGGUGGCAGGACAUCAAGAACCCGGGGUGCGUCAACCAGGACCCCAUCUUCAAGAGCUACAGCCUGCCGCCCCACGAGUGCGGAUACCCAGGCAGCGUCUUCAACCCGCUCAACUUCGCGCCCACGCUCGAGGCCAAGGAGAAGGAGCUCGCCAACGGGCGGCUGGCCAUGCUCGCGUUCCUGGGCUUCUCGGUGCAGCACAGCGUCACCGGCAAGGGGCCGCUCGAGAACCUGUUCCAGCACUUGUCUGACCCGUGGCACAACACCAUCAUCCAGACCUUCUCCGGCUAAUUAAGUCGUAUGAUCUGGACAGCUUCAGCAGGUUGAUGUAAAAUUGAUGCCACAUGGUAUGCAACAAUGGUCGAUCGAUACAUUUUGUGUUGUAAACUAGUAGCGCUAUGCACGCACGCGGCUAGCUGCAUGGCAUGGAGUGGGUGAUUGGUGUGUACAUUACAGGGGAAAGUAAGGGGUACGUGCAGUGUUGUAGUAUCUUAUGACCAGGAUGAUCUACAUGGUGUUGGUAUUACCAGUGUGUGUCUAUUACCUGA
Molecule: messenger RNA, 1042 nt
Organism: Lolium rigidum
Lineage: Eukaryota; Viridiplantae; Streptophyta; Magnoliopsida; Poales; Poaceae
Product: chlorophyll a-b binding protein 4, chloroplastic-like
Exons: 3
Coding region: 45-785 (246 amino acids)
Biological process (GO): photosynthesis, light harvesting in photosystem I; response to light stimulus
Cellular component (GO): membrane
Source: RefSeq, a predicted model, not a curated record